Messenger RNA from Salvelinus fontinalis (brook trout), 2463 nucleotides. RefSeq names its product lipase maturation factor 2-like. The record is from RefSeq and is a predicted model, not a curated record. Gene Ontology annotation, cellular component: endoplasmic reticulum membrane. The transcript is spliced from 14 exons. Gene Ontology annotation, biological process: protein maturation. NCBI's taxonomy places the organism in Eukaryota, Metazoa, Chordata, Actinopteri, Salmoniformes, Salmonidae. The coding region runs from base 128 to 2251 and encodes 707 amino acids.
ACCACGCCUUCUGCACCAUUCACUUUUCUUUUCUUCCCGCACAGCAACCGUUAUUUAUUCGUGCUGUGUUGAAAGACGUAGAAAAUAGUUUUCUAUUUAGAUUUAGCAGAAACGCCUAGCUGUAAACAUGGGGGUAACCAGAUUAACGCGUCAUAUGUUUUUAUGGAGUAUGGCAAUUAUUUACAUGUUUGCUUUUGCAUCCCUCUAUGUCCAGAUACCAGGUCUCUAUGGCAAUGAGGGGGUCCUGCCUGUGCGCCUGGUGGAGCCCCGUGUGGACGGCUCCAGGCCAGUGUUGGAGCAGAUACAUGCCCACCCCUCCCUGCUGUGGCUGGGGCCCUGGCUGGGUCUGGACCUGGACGCCCAGCAGGCAAUGGAGCUGCUCUGCCUGGUGGGGGCUCUCUUAGCCCUGGGAGCAGCCCUAGUGGAGCCCCUCCGAGACAGCCUGGUGUUCUUCUGCCUCUGGGCCCUCUACCUCUCCCUCUGUCAGGUGGGUCAAGACUUUCUGCGUUUUCAGUGGGACAGCCUGCUGUUGGAGGCGGGCUUCCUGACCGUGCUCAUCGCGCCGCUCAACCUCCUGCGGUGCUCGACGUUCCGUCAGCAUGACGGCGUGACCUUCUGGCUGGCGCGCUGGCUCCUGUUCCGUCUCACCUUUGGCUCCGGGGUCGCCAAGCUGGCCAGCCACUGCCCCAGCUGGUGGGGGCUCACUGCGGUGAACCACAUGUUUGAGGCCCAGGGCAUCCCCCUGCCAUUGUCCUGGUUCAUCCAGCAGCUGCCAGACUGGUACCUGAAGCUGGGGACUGUCGGUCUGUUGGUGACAGAGAUCGCUGUGCCCCCCCUCUACUUCGCCCCCAUCCGCCACCUCAGACUGACAGCCUUCUACAUUCAGGCAACAUACCAGGUGAAGUUGAUGCUCUUGGGGAACUAUGGCUUCCUGCCCUUCCUCUCCCUGGCUCUGACUUUCUCCCUGUUGGACGACGACCAUAUCAGCUACUGGCUGGGCCACGGCAAGAAGAAGAGAACCAAGACCUGGCCCCAAACCGUAAUGUCAUUGCUGGUUGUACUGGCUGUAUUUGCUGUCAUCAUCUAUGGAACUAAACUGCUCUUCACACUGGAGAUCGACUGGGAUGCCAAGUCUAUAACCUCCAAAACCGCCUUCACCCAGCAGCAGUUUGGCAAUUGGUUGAAGCUUGUGACAGGACCCACUAUCUGGGUAGGAGUUCUCUCUCUCACCUGGGAGGUGGUGGCAGCCAUGCUUGGGUGUGUGUGUGUUAGAGGGUGCCUCUGGAAGCUCUGGGGCCUCGUCCAAUGGGCUGUCUUUGCCUCAGCUGCAGUCGCUGUGUUUGCUAUCAGUGUGGUGCCCUACUCGUCCAUGGAACAGGUGUACAGCAGUAAGAUCCUACCGGAGGUGAGACAAGCCUACAAGCUAGUGGAGCGCUACAGACUGGUCAGUGCCUACAGCCUGGACAGCAGGAUGACAGGGGUGGACGGGAGGUCAGAGGUCAUCCUAGAGGGCAGCAUGGACAAGAACACCUGGACGGAGAUAGAGUUCAUGUACAAGCCGGGGAACGUGGGCGUGGCCCCUCCAGUGGUGGCCCCCCACCAGCCACGGUUAGACUGGCAGAUGAGCCAGGCAGCCCAGGGACUGGCCAAACAGAGCCCCUGGUUCACAAGCCUAGUGCACUGCCUACUGCAGGGCAAUAAGGAUGUGGUGAGACUGAUCCAGACAGACUCAGCCCAAUACCCAUUCAGCCAGGCCCCCCCGGUCUACCUCCGAGCCAGCCUCUACCGGUACUGGUUCACCCAGACCACACAGGACGGGUCUGGUCCUAAUGAGUGGUGGAGGAGAGACUAUGCAGAGGAGUUCUAUCCUGCAGUGCAGCUGGGUGGCCCUACUCUGGAGGCCAGGCUCAGCCAGCACGGACUCAAGGAGAAGUUCCCGAUCCAGCCCAGUCCUGACUCUCCUCUGGCCCAGGUUCUGAGGCACGUGCGGGGCCACGUUCAAACUCUACCCGGCCACCUGGUGCUCUGGUCCCUCCUGGCCACUGUCGCCACCAUCUGGCUCCUCAGAACCCUGCUCUCUGGGGUCCUGGGGGGCCGAAAGGCUAAACCCUCCCCAGCCGAACCCAAGGCCAAGAAGGCUAAGGACCAGCCAGCAGAGAAGAGUGCCUCGGCCUCCAGUCACAAAGCAGAGAGGGAGAACUCUGAGGAGAGUAGACGGGAUGCUGACAAGAGCCCUAAGAAGAGGAAGUGAUGUGGGACUGCUGCCAUGGGACUUCCUGUUACGUUCUUGUUGUUGCCCCUUGUCUCGGAAUGGCGGAGAGAAGGGGUGUUACCUACAUGUAAAUCUCAGGUGUUUCUACAGUAACUGCCAAUCCGACCAGCUCUGUGACUCGGAGACCACCACUGUGGCCUUGUAUUCAGUCAGUUCUCAUCUGUCUCACACACACACACACAAAAACACAC